AUGGUUGCUAAGAAAGGACGCAGAGAUUCCUCAGAUUCGUCUCCGGCUGUGGAGGUUGGAGAGAUAGACACAAGCGCUCCUUUUCAAUCAGUGAAAGAUGCAGUCAAUCUCUUCGGUGAAGCUGCCUUCUCAGCUGAGAAACCGCACAUUCGAAAAGCCAGUCCCCAAUCCGCUGAGAAAGUGUUAGUGAAGCAAACAGAGCUUCACUUGGCGGAGAAAGAGUUGAACAAGUUAAAGGAACAGCUCAAGAAAGCUGAAACAAUCAGAGAGAAAGCUUUGAGUGAGCUCGAGUGGGCUAAGAGAACUGUCGAUGAGCUUACUCGUAAGCUUGAAUCGGUUAAUGAGUCGAGAGACUCUGCGAAUAAAGUGACUGAAGCUGCUAAGAGUCAAAUCGCAGGGAGUGUCUCUGUUGUGUCUAGUAGUGAUGCUCACACUCUGGAGAUGGAACAGUAUGGGAUGGUAUGCAAGGAGCUUGAUACGGCGAAGCAGGAGCUGAGAAAGAUCCGUCAGGUUUCGAAUGAGAUCUCGGAAACAAAGAUUGUUGCUUUAACCAAAGUAGAGGAAGCCAAGGAAGUGAGUAAAGUAAACUCUGAGAAGAUUGAACUGCUUAGAAAGGAAAUCUCAGCUGUGAAUGAAUCAGUUGAGCAGACGAAGCUCGCGUGUUCUCAAGCCAGGAAAGAACAGUCUGAGAUAUUUGCGGAGAAGGAGAUCCAGCAGCAGUCUUAUAAAGCUGGCAUGGAAGAAUCCGCCAAGAAGUUGCUAGCUUUGAAGAACGAGUUUGAUCCUGAGUUUGCGAAGAAGCUCGAAGUGCAGUUGACUGAGACGUACAACGAGAUCGAUGAAUUGCAGAAGCAAAUGGAGACUGCGAAAGCAACGGAUGUGGAUUUCGUUAAUGGUGUGAGUUUAGAGUUGAAUGAAGCAAAGGGUUUACUUGAGAAGUUCGUGGAAGAAGAGAAGUCUUUGCAAGAGUCUGUGGAAGCUCUUAGAGCAGAGUUGAAGAGUGUGAAGACGGAGCACAGUGAAGUUGAAGCGAAGGAGGCUGAAAUUGAAUCAGUGGCUGGAGAUCUUCAUCUGAAGCUUGGUAAAAGCAAGAGUGAGCUUGAAGAAUGUGUUGCAGAGGAAUCUAGAGCAAAGGCUGAUUUGGAAGAUAUGAUGUUGACCUUUCAUCAGAUAUCUUCUGAGACAGAAGCUGCAAGACGAGAAGCUGAGGAAAUGAGGAAGAAAGCUGAUGAGUUAAUGAAGGAAGCAGAAAACGCUCAUCUCGCUCUUGAAGACACAGAGCUUAACCUGAGGGUGGCUUUAGAUGAAGCCGAAGAAGCAAAAGCUGCAGAGAUAAAGGCGCUUGAACAGAUAAAGUCCUUGUCUGAGAAGACGGACGCUGCGCGUAAUUCUACAUCGUCUGAGUCUGGAGCUCAGAGCAUCACACUGUCUCAGGAGGAGUUUAAGUCGCUGAGCAAGAGAGCUGAGGUGUUCGAUAAGUUGGCGGAUAUGAAAGUGGCGGCUGCAUUGGCUCAGGUGGAGGCAGUGAGAGCUAGCGAGAACGAGACACUGAAGAAGUUGGAGACAACGCAAGGAGAGAUUGAGAAGCUAAAGAGUGCAACGCAAGAGGCACUGAAGAAAGCAGCUAUGGCUGAUGCUGCUAAGAAAGCGGUUGAAGGAGAGCUCAGGAGGUGGCGUGAAAGAGAUCAGAAGAAAGCAGAGGAAGUGGCGUCGAGGAUUCUUGCUGAAGCUGAGGCGAAGAUGUCAGCUGAAUCAUCACCGCAGCAUCACUACAAAGCUACGAAACAGAAGCCUGUUCACAACAAACUGGAGAAGACGAAGACUUCUGUGGUAUCAAAGAAAGUGCUUUUGCCGAAUCUAAGUGGAAUCUUUAAUAGAAAGAAGAAUCAAGUGGAGUGGGGUUCUCCUUCUUAUCUCCCUGGAGAGAAACCCUUUUGA
Molecule: messenger RNA, 1938 nt
Organism: Microthlaspi erraticum
Lineage: Eukaryota; Viridiplantae; Streptophyta; Magnoliopsida; Brassicales; Brassicaceae
Source: the annotation of a GenBank genome assembly